Molecule: messenger RNA, 1058 nt
Organism: Aphidius gifuensis
Lineage: Eukaryota; Metazoa; Arthropoda; Insecta; Hymenoptera; Braconidae
Exons: 2
Coding region: 390-1058 (222 amino acids)
Source: RefSeq, a predicted model, not a curated record
ACCAUCUCUAGUCAAGAAGGUCUCUACUUUUCACUUUUCAAAUGAUAGAAAACCCAGAGAGAAAAAUUAAAAAUAUAAAAUAGAAAAACAAUCUAAUAAUCUUAAUUAUUUAUAAAUAAAUUGUCUUUUGUGUAUUUGUUGCAAUUAAUUAUCAUUUUGAUGCAAUUUAAAAGAUGAUAAUGAAAUAAUGCAUUCGAAUUUCCCGUAGUGGUCAACGUUACUAACGUUGCAAAUGCGAAAUAGAAAAAUUUCCAUUCAAUUAGUUGAUUGCAUUAGAGACAGGAUAGAUAGUCUAACCCGUCUAACCAGUAGCUUUUUGUUUAAGGACACCAACCACACACCUACGUUGCACAAAAUCCACGUAUUUAUAUUAUUGAAAAUUAGUGAAAAUGGCAGCAUGUAAAUGUAAAGCUAUUACUUCCAUAUUUGGAUCUCGUAGUUCUUUAUUUAUUAAUAAUAGUAAAUUAGGAUUUAUUAAAACAAUUAUUCCAAAUGAAAGUGAAAGACAAUUUGCAACACUUACAUCUGCUUUUGGAAGGUCAUCAACAUUCAGUGAAAAUAAAUAUAUUAAAAAAAUUAAAAAUGAUCGUCAAAUUCAUGUGUCAAGAAGCUGUUUAGAUACACCUAAUGAUAAUUAUUACAAAACUCUUGGAAUUCCAAAAAAUAGUUCAUCAAAGGAUAUAAAAAAAGCAUACUUCCGUUUGGCUAAUAAAUAUUGUGAUGCUGAUGAAAAUGAUGUUGAAGCUAGAAAAAAAUUUCAAGAAGUUGAACAAGCUUAUGAAGCCUUGAAGGAUAUCAAAGAUAAUAACGAUAAUAAUGAUACUAAGGAUAAUAAUAAAGAAGAAGAAAAGGAAAUGCAAGAAGGUUGGCUUUUCAUUAAAAAAUGUACAAAUUUCAUUGUAACAAACGUGACUACAAUUUUAAUUGGAACUUUUCUAUUUUUAAUAGCAAUUUUUUGCUAUUUUCAAUUAUUUUAUUUUGUUUGGGUAUUUGCAAGAUUCUCAGUGAUGGGUUCACUUGCUUGGAUUAUUUGGUGUGUAUUUACUUCACUUUUUUAG